GUUUCGUGGGACCCAGAUCUCAACCAAAGUUCUUCAGAUCGUCUCCUAAAACAUGUGUUUAGGGCUGACAAAUAAAAGUUUUUAAAAUUCGAAAAAAUUCUUUUAUAGCCGUUUCGGUGAGAAAACCCAUUAAAACGCUUCGAUUUUUAUUUAUUUCCUUUUGAGAUUCCAACGAAGAAGUUCUCGAUUUUGAGGUUUUGUGGCCAAUGGCUGAAUCUGCUGUUCUGUUUCAUUCCUAUUCGUUCGCAGCUCCUCCUUCUCGUAAUGAAUCUCAUGAGGAUAAUACGAUGCAUGCGCUUAGUCAAUCAGUUUCAUUUGGUAGAUUCAUGACAGAGAAUCUUGAAUGGGGGAAAUGGUCAAGUUUUUCGCAUAAGAAGUAUGUCGAUGAAGCUGAGAAGUUCUCUCAGCCUGGAUCUGUUGCUCAGAAGAAAGCUUUCUUUGAAGCUCAUUACAAGAAAAUAGCUGAAGCAAAGAAAGCAAAAGCUUCAGAUCAAUCAUCUGAUUCUGACCCUAAACAAGAACCAGAAAGUGUUGCGGUGUUGCUUAACACUUUGGAGACAUUGACUAAGGAUGAGGUUAAGGAAGAAGAGGGUGAUGAAACUGAGUUAGUCUUGAGUAGUAGUGAAGAGUUGGUGUUGAGUAUUGAGAAAGAUGAUGAGCCAGUAAGAACAAAUGUUGCGGUUUUGGAACAAGAAGAUGAUUUGCAGGUUAUUCAUGAUGAUAAAGAGAAAGAUAAUCACUCUGAGGAUGGAGAGUUGGUGAAGAAGAGUUGUUUCGUUGGAGAGAAAGAAGAAGAGAGAAAAUCCGUAACCAAGAACUCAUCGGUGGUUAGAUUGUCUAUAGAGAAAUCAGCAACUUCUGAAACUCCGGACAAAGCAAUGGAGCUUGUUUUCUCACUGAAAAUAAGUGGAAAACCGAUAACUCAUAGUUCGUUGACGAAAAGCGAAAAACCAGUUCGUCCUAGAUUCGGUUUCUUGAGCUGUUUGAUGGGAAACACUAAAACUCAAGAUCAAAAGCUGACUAUAAAGAAGAGAAAGACGAGUAAGAAACCAUUUCUAUGUCUUUGCUUCAAACCCGAGAUGGCUGGGGAAACAGAAGCAGGAAGACAAAGGUAGAACACCAAAACACAGAAGAGGAAUCUCUGAAAACACUUGCAAGUAGAAAGAUUGAUCUGUCCUAGGAUUCAAGAGUGGUAAAAAACUAAAAAAGAGAAUCUUUGAGUGCACAGUAGCAAGAAAAAAGUGAAUAUCAGAAGAACGUUUGUUUCUUUUUUCUGGUAUUGUAUCUUUGUGAACCUUUUUGUUGUAUGUAUGUAUCUUCUUCAUCUUCAAUGAAAAACCUUUCUCCUUCUUUCAUAGUCUUUAUACUCGAUUCGAAUUCGAUAUGUUAAGUUUUAUAUUGCUCUUC
Molecule: messenger RNA, 1407 nt
Organism: Arabidopsis thaliana (thale cress)
Lineage: Eukaryota; Viridiplantae; Streptophyta; Magnoliopsida; Brassicales; Brassicaceae
Product: transcriptional regulator ATRX-like protein
Exons: 5
Coding region: 207-1115 (302 amino acids)
Source: RefSeq, marked reviewed